AUGGGCGCCAAAUCCCGCCAGUGGAUCGAACGCCAGCUUCCAACUUUCGAAGCUGCUCUGCAACCACUCUUCACGUCGCUGCCCAGCCAGCAGGGGCAACUCAGUCAACACGUGGCGAUGUACGCUUUGCAUCGGGUGUUUGUGGACGAGAGAGGCUGGUUCGUCAACAGUUUGGAGGAGUCGAGCCUUUACAGCCCUGCCACCCUUGCUUCCCUGACAAGUAUUCUUCAGAAUCAGAUUCCAUCCAGAGUUGACCAGGAGUUCCAGGCAUGCUUCCAGGAUGGUGUCGCUCCGAAGGAGCUUGCUGUGUUGGCCGCAACCCUUGACAGUCUAGUGCAUCAGGAAGUGCUGGAACGGGCCAUGGCCGUCUUCAAGUUGAAGAAGCUACCCCUCUUCGGCAGGGUGAGCAUUGAUCAGAUGGAUCAAGUGAUGGAACAGGUCAUGAUGAGCUACAUCCUAGAAGAAGGCGGAUCUGCCUCUGCCAUGGAGGCCUAUAUCUCGGGAAAUCUGAGCAUUGCAGAGAGAUAUCCAAACUGGUCGGAGCUGCAGCGAUUCCUACGAAACAUUGAAGGCGUCGUGCUUCCAGCUAAGUCAACGCAUCUCAAGUUCGAAGACUUGACAGCUGUCAUACAUGAGCUUCAGACGCACUUCGGCCGUUGGCAAGAUGGUGAAUGCCAAGAACAGAUGCGUGAGCUUCACAAGAUGGAUCAAGAAUGCCCCGGGCAUGUGAACCUUCGCGACUUCUAUGCUGCGAACCUGUACAAAGGAAAGUGGCAGUUCAGCGAAACCGCUGACUACCUCCGCGCCUUGGGUGCGCUGGAAGAGAGCCAGCCAGACAGCCCGAGAGUUAUCCUGGCAAAUUAUGUUCAGGGACCGAACAACUGUGUAUCAUCCUCCCGUUACUACUCCCAGUGCUGCUUGAAUCCAUGUUCAAGUCACCUGGCCAAGCUGGAGCAGGCAGUCGGAGGGCCAGAGGUGAGCCCUGAGGUACUCCAAUCGACCAUUGCGAUGGUGUUACCCAGGCCCCAGGCCUCCCCGACUCAACUCUGGGAUCGGCUUCGGAAGAUUGCUCCUGAGGGCAAGGUGGCGCUGCAUGGAUCUUCCUUUGCAGAGUGGCUUCAUCGAGCUUACCCGCGUGACUGCCCAGCCCCGGUGCUCCAUGCUCCGAAGCAAGAGAGGCCAAGGGAGUACACGGCAAGGACAGGGGACCCCACCGACGUCCCGGAGGCUGAGAUGCGGAGCUUCGUGGAAGAGAGUCCGGGGCAUGUCGGGCAGUGUGAUUUGAAGUGGGGGGUUUCUGCAGACAACUCCUGGGAUAAAUUGGAGUCAGAGACGCGCUACACGGGAAGGCGCUUGUUGAACGUAUUGCCCACGACGGAGACAUUCUUCACAUUCUUCACGUGGCCAUGGGCCUCCUUUGCAGCUUUGUUCUCAACGGUCUUGCUGUUUGCACUUUACCCUCGCAGAGGCAAGGAACCGGUCUGUGACUUGCUUGUCACCAGCUACUAG
This is a messenger RNA of Symbiodinium natans, 1509 nucleotides long. Lineage: Eukaryota; Dinophyceae; Suessiales; Symbiodiniaceae. The record is from the annotation of a GenBank genome assembly.